Molecule: messenger RNA, 1287 nt
Organism: Caenorhabditis auriculariae
Lineage: Eukaryota; Metazoa; Nematoda; Chromadorea; Rhabditida; Rhabditidae
Source: the annotation of a GenBank genome assembly
AUGCACAAUUCAACGAGAGAGAGUCGGCGACGAGAGGGUGCGACUAUAUGGAGGGAUGGGUAUAUAAUAACGAUUAGCGACGUCGGCGGGCGCGAGAGACCACCGCCUUUGUGGAGACGGCAGACACGAGCGAGGCGGUCGCGCGUCGCGGCUUUUCCCUCGGAACAGGUUCGUUCCUUCUUGGUUUCGCCGCACCCACCGAAGGCUGCUGUUGUUUCCACUUUACUCACGUUUUUCGCGCCCAUAUUCAGGGCAUCGCAGAGUCUUUGUCUAGUGAAUAUAAGAGAAAUUCGCGUUCAAACUCUGCAACAUCACCGUACCAUCCCGAUGUUGCUAAAAUGAAGUUAAAACUCGCCAAAAGGUUAAUAAAGGUCAUUUUCACACGGGAAAAGUCCAAAAGGUCUUAAAAAGGACUUUGGACUUUCGCCUUUUUUCUGCACCUUUUCUUUAAAGAAGGUUUAAAAAAAGUAGACGGAAAAAGGUGGAAAAAAAGAGGUUCCGAGAAACUUUCGACUCAAAAAGAAGCUUUAGGCUCUUCUAUUACACGAGAAAAGUUCAAAAGGACUUUUGGAAAAAGACGCCUUUUUUUCUGGACCUUUAUCUUAAAAGGAUCUUUUAGGGAGGUUAAAAAAGAAGACGAAAAAAAGGAGGUUCCGAGAAAAUUUUGACUUAAAAAGAAGCUUUAGGCUCUUCUUUACAGGGGAAAAGUUCAAAAGGUCUCAAAAAGGACUUUUGGAAAAAAAAUUUUUUAAAAGGCCUCAAAGACGCUUUUUUUCUGGACCUUUUUCUGAAAAGGACCUUUUAGGGAGAUUAAAAAAGAAGGCGGAAAAAAGGAGGUUUCGAGGAGCUUUUGACAUCUUUUAGGAGCUCAAAAAGUAGCUCUAGGCUCUUUUUUUUAAAGACUCUUUGAGGUCGUUUGGACUUUGCCUGAAAGAAUAGAUCUACUUGGUGAUUUAGAUUCAAAAAAGGGCUUUCUGUAACAAGCAAAAAAAGGUCCUCCCCAUUAAAAGAUUUUGUUUGGAACAAACAAUACCUCCAAAAAGACAGCUCACCUUUCUCUUAUGGAAGUUUCACGAACGCGCAAAUUGCGUGUCGGAGAACCCACAUUUUUCAGGUCGGAACACCACAAAAAAAUAUCGCCUUAGGAGGUCAAAUCUGUUCGUCCGAGAACCAAAAAAAGGCAAGCGAAACGUGUGCAAAAUUAGGGCAUCUCAUGGUCUAAACCGCUCCACGGCUUUUUUUUUCUUUCAGAUUGUUCCAACCGAAAGAUAUAGGAACUUACGAUAA